UGCUCCGCCAGUGCCAGUCAGUCGCCGGCCGCGGGGGACUGCGCUGCACUCUCCCCUCGACCACUCGAACGUGAUCGUUAGCCGCUAACGCGCAUACAAACAUGAUGUGACAACUUAUCAAUGUAACAGACGCUCAAAAACAAUAAUCUAGCCCCCAGUGAGGCAAGAUCUUCGAUCUUCCUCGUCCAGAGCCGUUGUGAACUUGACCUGUGAUUGUUUGUUCGAACUGUCAGUGCUGUAGAGUUGUUUAGCUUUUCGUAUCGACAACAUAACCUGUAUUCCUUCAGUGCUUCAAGGGCAUUGAUGAACAAUACGAGUUGCGCCUUGGAUAUUGCGUGGGCGCAUUCAGACUCCUUGAGAGCCUUCCUCGUGCAAUAGCAACGUAAGUGGGCGUCGUAUUUGAAAGUUUGAAAAUCGAUCGAAUGACGUGCGUACGUGGGAUUGUGUUUACGUAAUAUUUGUUUACCUUGGGAAUAUUCACACUACUCUGGAGCAUGCUGACCCCCUUCAGCCGUGAGUCGUGGUCCUUCAAAUAGAACGUUCACCGACGCCUGAGGUAUCUGGAAUAAGCCAACCACAAAUUCAGCAUUACAGACCACCAGACCGAAUGUCAGGGUCGCGGCAGUAACAUGGCGCGCGCGGGCAUGCUGCAGAGAGGAGGGAAAAAUGGAGCAGAGGGCUGCGACGACGUGCAGCGUUCCCUGGAGCUGCUGGACCAGGUGCUGAGCGAGUACGACGAGGGCGAGCCGCGGUCGCUGGAGGCGCGCUCCGAGGCCGCCGCCACGCCCGCCACGCCCGCCACGCCCGCCACGGACGACGACUCGCCGCUCGCGGGACACACGUCCGAGGAUGACGGAUAUAUGAGCAUGAACGGACGGAGGGCGAAGUUCGCGCUGGGUUUCCGUCCGACCGAGGAGCGGGAGGAGCCGGCGGCGCCCCCUUCCCCCCACUCGCCUGCCUCACCCCCCUCGCCGCCCUCCCCGCCCUCGCCCCCGUCGCCCCCCUCGCCGCCCCCGCCCGAGGAGGCCCAGCGCAUCAUAGCCACGCUGCUGCCCAAGGUGUCACCAGCUAAUUCAGGAAAACGCCCGGGGAAAAUAGAUUACAGUGAAGCAGAAGAGAAACUUGACUCCAUCAUCAGCAUCAACGGAAUCACAACUGCUACACAGACGCAAACCACAUUUCCAAAAACAAGACACCAAAGGCCUUACGGUUGGGAAAAGGAGGGAGACAGCAACGGCUUCCACCUGCAGCCGCCGCCGGCGCCGCCCUGCCGCUUCGCGUCGCUGCAGCACGGCGCGAGGCCCGACGCCGCCUGGCUCCCACCCCGCCAGGCUGCCAUCACCAAGUCCCCAAGCCUAGAGAACCCACCCGUCUUCCCCUUCAUGGGCUUCUCCACCGAAUUCAACGACAAACCCUACAAUGAACACCCCGUCACCAUAUACCCCGGACCCAACAAACAGUUCGCCAGCAAACAAUCUAUUUCCCCAACGUACAUAAUACCGAAACACUCGCCGUCAAACACCAAAAACUCGGACAGCCGCAAGAACAGCGCUAAACGAGACAGCAGGGCCGACGGGGAGGCGUUGUCGCCUAAAGGUAAAAUACCUCCGCGUACUCUCGCCGGUUCUAUGGAGAGGCAUAGAGAAGUGUGUAGAGGAUCCUCGGAGGACGUGAGCUUGAAGAGAGGCUCGAGGGGCACCGACGAAGAGCACUUCUCGGACGACUCGCUGGAGGAGUCGCCGCCGCCGCCGCCGCCGCCGCCCGCCCUCACCACGCCUUCGAAACGCAAUUCCAUUGCUUGGGAAGUGUCUCUCGAUGGUGAUGAUCCUCUACUGACGCCUGGAAGCACUAAGGUAAUUGGCAGACGAAGAAGAAAAUCUGGAGAUUUGUCGCAUUCCAGCACAAGUUCUAUUCCGCAACAAGACGAAGAAUGGGGUGAGGAGUUCUGGCCGCCGCCGCCGCCGCCCGCGCAGUGCGAGCCGCUGGCCUCGCCGCUCUCCGACGCCGACUCCGAGGGCCGCCGCGCCCUCGACCUCACCACCGGCACCUAUGUCAUUAGGAAGGGCAAAAACAGGAAACAGCUACCCAGUUUCAACAAAACCACACCUAGCAAACCGAGCAAUACGAAUAAUCUUCUACAGAGUCAUAGUUUAAAUAGAAGCUUAGAAACGGAUAAAUCCAUGAACGGGUCGAGUACCUCCAUCAGCGGGUCGGGCUCGGUGGGGUCGUACGCGUCGCGGCGCAGCUCCGACCUCAGCCUGCCGCAGUCGCGCUACAGCGCCGACCUCAACUCCCGGCUCAGCCGUGAGCUCAACACGCCCAACUCUAGAUAUAGCAUAGAUCUCUGCACCCCGACUUCUAGAUUAAGUAAGGAGCUGACGUCGCCAAAGUCUAGACUGAGUUUAGAUCUGAACAAUGGACCCGACCGCUACGCGGCUACGGAAUAUUUCGGACACAGUCCAAAGAGUAGAAAGACUCCGGCGAGCGACAAAAGCGUCCAUUCUUCUAAAAGUAGCGUGCUGCAGAAUAAAUUAUCACCGCAGAACAGAUUUACAGAUUUCAAAAAGUAUUCUUCUACGUUUGAUAACAUACAAUCGUUAAUGAAAGAAGGGAAAGUGGAGGAGUCCCCGGCGGCGGAGUGCAGCGAGAGCGUGCCGGAGCUGGCGGGGGCGGGCGCGGCGCGCGGGGGCUCGCGGUCCCCCCCGCCCGCGCCCGCGCCCCGCGCCGCCUCCCCGCCUCCGCCCCGCGCCGCGCGCAUCACCACCGUGCAGGAGGAGGACGACCCGGACGCCGCCGACCCCGCCUCCAGCGGAGAAACCUCGCCGCUCAGGAAAAUCGAAAAUAAUAUUAGCGCUAUUCUUAAUCAAGGACGGGACCAAAAAGUUUUUACCCCCUACAUACCGAAAGACUGGAAUAUACAUAAGGACGAAUAUUGUGAUGAUGUGUCGAAAAAUAUAUUAGAAAACAAUUACCGUUAUAGUUCUAGGGAGAGACAGAAGAGGCACGACAUUCAGAAGUCAUCGAGUCACAAUGAGAUACAGACGCAGCGGUCGAUGGACCGUCGGGACCGUUCGUCGGGGAGGCGUACUAAUAGUAUGCACAAGUCGACGAGUGCGAAGGACGUGCCGGUGAUGAUGCGCGCGCCGUCGUCGUCGGACUCGGCGGUGUCGAGCGGGGACUUCCCUCUGCACGUGCAGGUGGUGGAGCACUACCCCCCGUCCCCCGCCCCCCGCGACCGCGGCCCGCUGCCGCUCUCGCCGGACUCGCCCAAGUUCCCACCGCUGCCGCCCUCGCCCGUGCAGGAGGUGGACGAUGAGUACACUGAGAUUAUGCAACACCCCAUGGACAGAAGGCAACCGAAGAAAUGUGAUACUCUGCCGACUCCGACCAUGGAAUUAAGAAGAAGGCCUUCAGAGCCGCCAGCAGUGCCUCCGCAUCGGGAAGUGCCGUCCACCAACAGCCUCAAGACCAGGUCCAUGGAGGGCGGCUACAGCAAGAACCGCAGGAGCAGCAACUUCAAGAGCGGCUCCACCGACAGAAGAACACUACCUACAGACAUGGGAGCGAGCGGCGCGCGGCGGCGCACCCUCCAGCGGCAGAAUCGCGAGGCGAUGGCCGCGGCAGGCGUGCGCGGCCCGCUACAGACCUCGGCAAGCCUGCCCGAGACACCCGUGUUCGCGCGAGGCUGCGACGUGCCUCGCACCCCGCCGCGCAACUCCACCGGCCCGCCGAGGAAUAAUACCAUGAGCUCGAUACAGUCUAUAGGAAGCAGUGUGACGCUGGGCGGCUACGGGCGCGGCGGGUCGCUGCUGGGCCCGGGCGGCGUGGCCACGGGCGCGGACCUGCUGAGGAUGGGCGGGCCCGCGCGCGGCUGGUACCCUAGACAACGACACCGGCCGGCUUCCAUCGAGCACCUGGACCGACUAACAGCGUCGGCGAAGGGCGCGGAGGGCUGGGACGGCGCGGCGGCGCGCAAGCCGCUCACGCUGCCGCCCAACAUCACGCCCAAGUUCUUCCAGAAGUCGCCGCGAGAGGCGCUGCGGAGAGUCACCAGCUUACUAAUACGGAAGGGUAAUAACGGCAAGGAGAAGGAAAAUGCGCGGAGUAAGGAAGCCACGUCGCCGGCUGCUCGCUCCGCUAACGGAGAGGAUCACCCGGGCCAGAAACAAAGAAAAGGAUUCUUCAGGAGUUUGUGGAAGAAAUCUCGUCAUUACUCGCUGGAACACCCUUGAAACAAUUACGUCCCGCAGCGUUUGAGCCCCUUCCAUUCAACUAUGAGUGUUACUAAACUAUUGCAUCGUACCUACCAAUGUAAACGACUCUUUGAUAAACAUUUUUACCAUUAACUCAGUUAUGUAACGAUUAUUCUAUAUUUUUUAGGAUUGUAUAUAAUAAUGUAUUGUUAUUUCCUUUUGUAAGAACUCGAGACAUCAAUAAUGAUUGUAGUAACGUGCCCAUUGCAAACCUUAGGUACCUAUAUCGCUAUCACAAUGAAAUAUUACGCAUACCUACA
Messenger RNA from Plutella xylostella (diamondback moth), 4513 nucleotides. RefSeq lists its product as uncharacterized. Lineage: Eukaryota; Metazoa; Arthropoda; Insecta; Lepidoptera; Plutellidae. The record is from RefSeq and is a predicted model, not a curated record.